AUGAAUUUCCACCUUUUCCUUUUGUCUUCUGCGUUUGUGGCGGUCUCUGGCCAGCUCGACAAGGUUGCGAAAGAAGCCGGACUCCUGUACUUUGGCACCGCAGUCGAUAACCCCAGUCUCAACAACCAAAAUUAUCUCCGUAUCGCUCGUGAUCCCGCUGAGUUUGGCUCGCUCACUCCGGCCAACGGACAGAAGUGGUCCAACACCCAGGCGAGCCAGGGGCGCUUCACUUACGGGAGUGGUGAUGCGAUAGCUAAUAUUGCACGACAGACAGGCCAGCAGUUGAGAUGCCAUACCUUGGUGUGGUAUAACCAGUUGCCUGGAUGGGUCAGCAGCGUCUACAGUCGCGAUCAGAUGCAACAAAUCAUUACCGCACAUAUCCAGAAUGUGGCUGGACACUAUAAGGGACGGUGCUAUGCCUGGGACGUGGUCAAUGAAGCUAUGGAGGAUGACGGAAGAUACCGCAACAAUCCUAUGUACCGAGCCAUGGGAGUUGACUACAUCACACACUCCUUCAAGGUAGCCCAGCAAACUGACCCCGCCGCGAAGCUCUAUUACAACGAUUUCAACAUUGAGCGAUGCUGCAACGCCAAGAUCAAUGCCACCAUCGCCAUGAUUCGCACUGUUAAGACCGCGGGGGCUCCCGUUCACGGAAUCGGCAUGCAGGGUCACUCCCGGGUGGGCAUGUCACCCUCCAAGCGAGAGAUGAAGGAGACCAUGGCUCGGUUCUCUGAGCUUGUCGACGAAGUUGCCUUCACCGAGGUUGAUAUUCGCCACACCAAGCUACCGAUCGGGGCGGCCGAGAGGGAACAGCAAGGGAAAGAUUACAUGGAAGUUGUAGGGGCAUGCUUGGAGAUGCCAAAGUGCGUCGGGAUCACUGUAUGGGAUUUCACUGACCAGUAUUCGUGGAUCCCUCAACAGUAUCCUGGGGAGGGAGAGGCGUGUCUAUGGGAUAGGAAUUAUAACAAGAAGCCAGCCUAUCACAGCAUCGUUGGACUACUGCAGAGUGCUGCGAGUUCUGGUCUUAGAACGUCCGCGACACCCGCACCAGCGGCUGCUGUUGCUGUUACUGCGGCUUGA
This is a messenger RNA of Podospora anserina S mat+, 1080 nucleotides long. RefSeq lists its product as uncharacterized. Bases 1 to 1080 code for a protein of 359 amino acids. The record is from RefSeq and is a predicted model, not a curated record. Gene Ontology annotation, biological process: carbohydrate metabolic process. The transcript is spliced from 4 exons. Gene Ontology annotation, molecular function: hydrolase activity, hydrolyzing O-glycosyl compounds. NCBI's taxonomy places the organism in Eukaryota, Fungi, Ascomycota, Sordariomycetes, Sordariales, Podosporaceae.